Paramuricea clavata is the source of this 3532-nucleotide messenger RNA. NCBI's taxonomy places the organism in Eukaryota, Metazoa, Cnidaria, Anthozoa, Malacalcyonacea, Plexauridae. The record is from the annotation of a GenBank genome assembly.
AUGGCGAACGAUCCGGAAAAUGUGAAUUGUGCUACGAGUCUUCUUCGCGAAGCCGCAGCCGUACUUGCUCAAAACAGUGCACCUUCUAAUGAAACCGGCAGAUCUGAGAGCGGGACUCCUACAACUACAAGUAGCAAUGUUGCUAUAAGCACAUCAUCGUCGUUUUCAAUGCCAAACACAAGGCCAAGCAGUUCGGGCAGUCAUCCCUCAACAAGUGACGCUGUGAGUAAGACCACCUUACAAGAAAGUGUGUAGAAGAAAGGGUUUACAAAGCAGAAGGAAACAUGGACGCACAAAGUCUUGUCUGGGCAGUGUUGACGAACAAGCGACGCCAACACGGGAAAGAAAGGAUAUACUUCAACAUGCAGGCUUGGGAAGAAGCAAGAUCAAAUUCUACGCCAAUGCCAAUGCUAUUGAUUUUAAGGAAAAAUUGGAGGAAGUGUUUCCCAAACUUAUUUUAGGCCGAGGAUUUGAACUGUUAAGACACGGUCCAUCAGGAAAUGGUUUAGUUCUCAUUCGCCAACCAGCCAGUGGAUAUUCCGUGAAGUAUCUAAGAGAGUCAUCCGGUAUAGGGCAAGCAUUGCUGUACAUUAGGCCAUUACAAAUGAACCUGGAUAUGUCUCCAGAAGAUCUGGAUGAUACAGAAUUUGACUCAGAGGUGAGACAAAGUGUGAUGAAACAGGGAGGGGGCUAGGUGGGGAGGCAUACGGUGUCAUACUCUAUAUUUCUAUAUUUCUGGGGGAGCAUGCCCCUGGUGGCCCCUAAAGUUUCUCUAGCCACCCUCCAACCAACAAAACCAAUCUUUUGACACCAUUACAUGAGCACAAUGUACACACUGCUGUCCCACACUGGAAAGUAGGCCACUUUAGCCCGAGAUCUGCGGCAGGCUAGCUAUUUUGUAAUACUUAUUACUAAUAAGUUUCUGUUAUUGCGGCAGUUCUCCUGCGGCAGCUUGUUGGUGCUUUUUACCCAGGCUGCUGUCUGCAGCUGAGAGGUUCAGAUUAUUCAUGCUUGUUUAAUUGAGGAUUUAUUGAUCCUGGCCCCUUCUCCAAAGCAGCUCUCUGUUGGCGAGGAGGCCCAAUAAAGCAGGGGGGGGGAGGGUAUUAUUGAUUUGUGUUAUGGAAAAUUUUCUUGAUUCUUGUGAUAUUUCAUGUUUAUGUACAGGCAGUGGAAGAGGCACCUAAAGUGUGUUGUAUCAACUGUAACAUAAACAUCCCAGUUUCAUUGAUACGGAGUCAUCAAGCAGAAUGUAAUGGGUGAGUAAAAGUACAUUACAAUGCACUUGUUAUAGGGAAGGCAUAGGAAGAAUUACAGGCAUGUACAGUAGAUUAAACUUAAAGGACAAGAUUUAUACAGAUAGUUAAUAAUUUACUUAUUUAGAUGAGGAUUUCCAGCGGAUUCCCAGCUUCAAUCGGCUUUAGAAAAUGCCAAUUUCAACUUGACUAGUGCAACAGAGAUAAUUUUAGGACAAGGAGGUUAGCUAUUAUAAUUUAAUUUGAAAAUCUAAAAAUAGUAUACAAAACUCUGUAUAAACCCUCGUGCUACCCUACGAGGUGCAUUCCAUGUUAAUUGUUGAUGCCAUGGUUUUAGAUUCUGUAAAUAUCAGUUCAUCAGACUCAAGUGACGUGGAGACAGCACUGGACAGCAAUCUCCUUACUCCAAUUGUUUUGUGUGAAGAUAGAGAAGUCUGUGAUGACACUACAACUUCACUACCCAACAAAAUAAGGUUAUUCAAAGAAAACACAAUUGCCGCCAAUUCACCUCGUCAGUUGUUCUGUGUAUGCAGAAGUGAAGGUGUUGAACAAUUAAAGCUUGACAUCUUGGGUGUAUACAAGAACCCCAACACAAAUUUAACAGCAAGACUGAGGGUCCUUUUUGAAGGGGAAGAAGGAGUGGGAGCAGGCCCUGUCAGGGAAUUUCUAUUCUCAGCAGUUAAGCUUGUAGAAGAUGGCAUUGAUUUCCCCAUGAAGCCAAUCAUUUAUUUUGAAGGCCAAGAUGACCAUAAAGUUCCUGUCCACAACCAAGCUCUAAGGCAAACAGGAAGCUUUAAAGCAAUUGGACGGAUCCUUGCUCAUGCAUUCCUGCACGAUGGCCCAUGUUUGGGAGGUCUGUCCCCAGCAGUGAAACAUUACUUUACAUGCAAACAAGGUCAAGACACAACAGUGAACACACCACCACUGGAGAUAAUGGAUGUUCCGGAUGUUGAGCUUCAAGCAAUAUUAGAAGAAGUAAGCUACUGUAACUAAACUUACUAUAAUUUAUGGAUUUGUCAUUUGUGAGGACAGACAGGGAAUUGGCAAAUGGGGGGUUUAAAAUUUUCCAUCUGUCAAGUCCCCCAUCCCAUUUGCCAAUGCCCUUCCCUAUAAAUAAUGACCACUCCCUUACAAGCAACAGAUACCCUGGAAAAAUUCGGUCAACAUGUACUGUAGCUCUAUUCCCUAAUGUAAGGGUCUUAUUUAGGGUUACAUAGUACUUGAAGAUUCUAAGUGUUGAAAUCCUAAAACAAUGGUACCAGUAACCCUUGAACUCUAUCGUAUAAUUAUUUGGAAAAAAAAAGAACAAUAUGGUGACAGUACACAUUUAAGAUGUACAAUAAAAGGCAUAACUCUGAAAUAACCUCCUCCACAGGCCGUAAUGAAUUCCCUAAUUUUGUAAGGCAGAGUAUGCCCAUUUGCAGGUCUGGCCAGAAGUUUGAAUAUUGGUACUCUUAAAAUUUAAUAAUAUAGGUAUAUUAUAAUUUUUCUCAUAGGUACUGCAGUCACCCAGGCAUGAAUCUUUACCAAAUAGUCUUGUCUCAAAUCUGGUUCCAUACCUUAUCGAGGCUGGUAUUGAUAUAGAACUAUUACACUCUAGCAGGGAAAUUGUUGUUCAAGGCCUUCUUCUGUUUUUUGUUAUUGAGAAGAGAAAGUUGGAACUUGAUGACAUUUCAACUGGUAUGUUAAGUGCAAUCAGAUAUCCUAUUAACCUAUCAUACUUGCUUGAGGAGAAAAGUGUUUGAGAUUACACAGGGUUAUUGUACAGUAACAACAAAUUACUGUAUGUAUCACUGGAGGAUUCUUGUAUAUACAUAUGAUUGGUUAACCAUAGCUAUCAAAGGGGAGAGGGCCAUGGUGGGAAUUUGCCCCGUCCCUGAAAGAUCCCUGGGAACAUUUUACCCUUGGAUUCGCACCAUAUUUCAAGGCAAUGAAUUCAAUUGAAUGUAUUUAUGACUUUUAGACUUCUCUUCUUCUUUAAGGAUGACCUCCCAGGUCUAACUAUCAUGUCGCAACCUCCAUGUCUUGUCACUCCGCCCCCUUUGAGGUCCCCAGUUCUACAACACUGUUACUUAAUACUACACUACUGUUUUACACAGGAAUGCAGACAGUGGGUUUGAAAUCAUUUAUUGAAACUAACCCUGAAGUUAUCAAUCAGCUUUACCCAACAAGAAAGGAUUGUAAUAUUUAUGCACAAGAAGUGAAAGACAAAAUUGAAUUCAGUGAUGAUGAGAAACUGGAAAGGAAUGCAAAGACAAAGGACUUCUUUUUUUCAGUAU